UCAUUAGCAAAUUGCAGUCAAAUCUAAAGACGUAGAAGUGCACUUGUCCAAUCAAUAAAUAGGAGCGUUAGGAAAACUGUUUAUUUAGUAGAAAUUCUGUCAAGUUUCAAUGCAGUCUAUUCAACGGAACGUUGCACGACUCUAUCCUAGCGGAUUAAGGAUUGCAAAAAUGAGCCAAGUCGGUGAGUUGGGUGCCGGUGCCGGAAAGGGAGGCGGUGGUGGUGGAAGCAUCCGGGAAGCUGGUGGAUCCUUCGGAAAAAUGGAAGCUGCUCACGAGGAGGAAUACUUCUACAAACAGCAGAAGGAACAGCUGAAAAAUUUAAAACCCAAGACUGAUGGCGGUGCCGGAGGCGAACCCAAGGCCCAAGGAGGUGCCAAAAAGUAGAUUGUAGUUUUUUUUUUAUAAAACAAUAAAUAUGUAAAUUCAAUGCAAGUGACUCACCUUUGUUGACCUUUCCAAAGCUGGCGACUCCAGUUUCGUGUAUCAUUUGUCCAUAAACGGUGACCGAGUCCACAUUCACAUUAUUAAUGAUAUCACU
Messenger RNA from Ochlerotatus camptorhynchus, 539 nucleotides. RefSeq names its product ATPase inhibitor A, mitochondrial. Lineage: Eukaryota; Metazoa; Arthropoda; Insecta; Diptera; Culicidae. The record is from RefSeq and is a predicted model, not a curated record. Gene Ontology annotation, biological process: negative regulation of ATP-dependent activity. The coding region runs from base 110 to 385 and encodes 91 amino acids. The transcript is spliced from 2 exons. Gene Ontology annotation, molecular function: ATPase inhibitor activity. Gene Ontology annotation, cellular component: mitochondrion.